Rhincodon typus (whale shark) is the source of this 5833-nucleotide messenger RNA. Its product is annotated as EF-hand domain family, member D2. The record is from RefSeq and is a predicted model, not a curated record. The transcript is spliced from 3 exons. Lineage: Eukaryota; Metazoa; Chordata; Chondrichthyes; Orectolobiformes; Rhincodontidae. Gene Ontology annotation, molecular function: calcium ion binding. The coding region runs from base 43 to 624 and encodes 193 amino acids.
CGCUGGGGAGAGCAGAGUGAGAGGGAGUAGCUGGAACUGGGCAUGGCUUCGGAUGAAUUGGCGGCGAAGCUGCAGCGGCGCCUGGACAUCGGGGAUCAGCAGCCCGGCUCGGAGCCUGAGUGCGGCUCAGGCUAUGAACAAGGCGCCGAGGAGAAGCCGGCGACCGCAGCGGCGGACAAUGAGCUCUCGGCCAAGCUGCUUCGCCGCGGGGAGCUGAACGAUGGCUCCGCCGAGCCGCAGCAGCCGAGCCUCCGCGUCUUUAACCCGUACACGGAGUUCAAGGAGUUCUCCCGCAAGCAGAUCCGAGACAUGGAGAGCAUGUUCCGGCGCUCCUGUUUCUCUGUUGCCUUUCUCCAGUUCCUGCUGAUUUUCCGGAAGGCAGCUGCAGGAGAGUUAGCUGAAGACAGUGGUUUGCACAUUCUGGCCCAGUUAUCUGAGAUCGAUGUCUCCACAGAGGGUGUGAAAGGAGCUAAAACCUUCUUUGAAGCCAAAGUUCAGGCAAUCAACAGCGCAAAUCGAUUCGAGCAGGAGAUCAAGGAGGAGCAGGAGGAGAAGAAGAAACAGGCUGAGCAGAAAAGGCAGAAGCAAGCGGCCUUCAAGGAGUUACAGUCAGCAUUCAAGUGAAGGCCACAAUCCUGCCAGCUGGCAAUGCACAGCUGCUGGGAAAGGAGAAGGAUCCAGAUUCUAAACCUGCCAAAUCUUCACAAAGGCAGAGAAAACUAACUACUUUUAUUUUUAAUGAAUGGGGAUAGGGAGGGGGAAGGGUUUUGUGGGGAGCAGCUGGAGUACACUUGAGGUAAUCCUCCGCAAUGACCAACUGAACAGGAUCGAGUGAUCACUCAAUCAUUUCCCGCUCUGUCCUCAGGAUCAUACGCCACCAGCAAAAGACGGGGUGCUGGCUGAAUGGGGGUACGGGGCGUGCUGCUGUAUGGGAAGAUCCCAACCUGUGCUUUUUUUAAUUGCACUGAGGUAUCGGCCUGUUGCUUUCCUCCUGCUACUGAUCUUUUUUUUCCCAAUGGUGGGUCUGGGAUGUAAGGGGGAUGAAAUCCGUGUGGUUGGAGGUCCCAGUUCACAUUUUAAAAGGAACAUCUUGCUUGGCACAUUCACCGGUUCCUGUUUUGCCUGUUUUUGGAAUGGGGGAGAAGGGGGCUGUACCAAUUUUACCCUCAACGCUGCCCACUCCACAGACGGGCCUAGGGAAGAGGCUCAUCCAGGAAGCCAAGUUGAUUCCUGCUCCCCAAAGAAAGACUGACAUAACUCCUCAGAGGCUAAGGGGACAUUUCCAGCUACUUCCACCUAACGGGGACAAUCAAAAGGAAAUGGUCAAGCACAAUGGUCCUGAGAUGAUCCUGAGACCCACUCAGUUGUUUGUGAUACUUUUACAGUCAAGGCCAUAACGUAAGGAUCCCUUGAAUCAGGCUUGAGUUUUUUUUUUAAACAGCACACCUCUUGCAAAGUCUACGUUUUAAAACUGCUGGUAGGGGAAGGGUGUGGGAGGAUCAAAGAUAAACAGUUGGCAAUAAAUUCAACCACUUGGGGAUUAUGUUUUAUAUAAAGGAUCCUUUUUCAUGCUAGUUUACUGAUUUACUCUGGGAUUGGCUCCAAGGUGCCAGGCAAGAUAAGGGUUUAUUUCCUUGUUGCAACUGCUUGUGGGGGUGGCACUGAGUUCUAUUCGUCCCUGACACUUCCUUAGUGACUGGGCCUGGGUGUCCUGGCAUUUAGCACCAUUCUUGAAUGGAUUGUGCCUCUUCACAUGACCCUGGUCUAGUGUGGAGCUUGUCUCAGGCUUCAAACAUGUCUCAAUUGCAUCCACAAUGAGGUCUUGCUUCAUGUAACUCACUGACCCCCUUUCCUCAACCCCCGGCCCCUGCUCUCAUCACCUGACUCAUUCGUUCAGAGCAGGCUCUCAGGUUGAGGCCGGUGGUUUUAGUCCUUAACACUGUUCAAACCAAACUUUAUUUAUUUUACCUCAAGAUCAAACCAUCAGAAAUUAGUAGCCUAUGGAGGAGCUUUUUACCUGAUCUGCAUUCAAUGCCACAGUUGUACCUUUUGGGAAGGGGGUAGGCACAGAAAGGGUCCUACUGAUCCACAGUAACAGCUGAUUCUCAACACGAGGAAGCCUCCAAGACCCCAGGAGACCCUGGGCAGGACCCGAGUUCCCUCUAGAUUCCUGAUUAUUGGGUGAGGAGGCAGAAGCAGAUAGGCAUUGGUCACUGUGGGCAAUAUGGUGGCUCAGUGGUUAGCACUGCUGCCUCACAGCGCCGGGGAUCCAGGUUCGAUUCCACCCUCGGGCGACUGUCUGUGUGGAGCUUGCACGUUCUCCUUGUGUCCAUGUGGGUUUCCUCCGGGUGCUCCGGUUUCCUCCCACAGCCCAGUGCAUGUUGGGUGGAUUGGCCAUGCUAAAUUGCCCAUAGUGUCCAGGGAUGUGCAGGCUGGGUGGAUUAGUCAUGGGAAAUUCAGGGUUAUAGGGAUAGGGUAGGGGUGUGGGUUUGGGUGGGAUGCUCUUGGGAGGGUCGUUAUGGACUUGAUGGACCAAAUGGGCUCUUCUGCACUGAAGGGAUUCUAUGAUUCAACGUUGGAGCUGGCAUGCAGACUCCCACUGGAGUUCAAUACCCAGCAGUAUUGUGGGGGGUGUGGGAGGGACAGGGUAUUUGAGGUCUCAAGCUUGCUGCUGAUGGUCUUUGAUCACAAACAUUGAUAAGUCUCAGGUCACCCUCCACAUCAGGGGCUGUAGGAAUGGAGUUCCAUUUUAGCAAUAACAUUCCUUAGUGAUUAGCAUUUUCAGAUGGAAUUAUUGACCAGUUCCACUUCCAGGCUCUUGCUCUUGGCAAAUGAAGGCAGACAUUACAAUCAGUGCCCUUAAUGUAAAGCCAUCCUCUGAAGCUCUCUGUAUAUAAUGUGUAGGUGUCGAGCAGUGAGGAAUACAUGGGUCUGGGAGGCCACUCUAAUGUUUCAGGGGGUAUGGGGUGAAGGUGCCUAACUUGUUGCUUUGGGUUAUUUUAACCAGUCUCUCUCUCUCUCGAGUAUUAUCACUGUGAUGAGUUUACCGAUGAGCUGUGCAAUAUGUAAACAGUCAGUCAGGGGGAUCUCUAGUCUGUGCUGUGUCUUCCUUCAAGCUCUCGUGAGCAGUGUAGUGACUGCUCAAGGUUAGUCCCUGCUUUUCUGACCACCCCACCCCUGUACGACAAAACGGGAACCUGGUUUUCUUCUCUAAACUGCCAGUGCACUGAGUCGACAAUGUCGUUAACCUUAUGGGUGUCUGGCUAGUUCCUGUUCAAGCCUCCUUUCCUGCCCUGGUCUCCUCAAACAGAACACAAGACUGACUAUUGCCUUUUGUACAUGCUGCUGUGAGAGAGCAGUGCUCAGCAAUGUUAAACCAUGUGGGCCUCCUGUGGCCUUUUGAGCAUGAACCAGGAGCUGUACCACCCUGGAUCAGAUGGGGGGCUGCUGAUAAAAUUACCCAGUACCGAGGGAGGCCCUUUGGCCCAUUAGAUCCGUGAUGGUUGUUGAAAGAGCAUUUCAUUUGGUCAUGUGGGCUGUGGCAGUUCUCACAUUGGUUCACCAUAGAAAUGCCAGGUGUGUAUUUAAAAGCAAAACUGUAGAAGUGCCUUUUGCAAGGAAGCAUGUGUUUGUGAAACUGACACAUUGUCCUGUUCUGGAACAGAGUCUUGUUUCACUGUGACAAAGCUGUCUCGUUCCGUUUCUUAAAAAUUAAAGUAAAAAUUGGGCCGCUUACCAAAAAUAUUAAAAAUCAAAGUCAACGAUUCAGUUAUGUCUGGUUAGCAGGGAAUAUUUCAUAUUCCUGGUUCCCAAUCAGCCUCUGCCUGUUCCCUUGGGAAUCUGUGAUUGUGAGUAUUCACACAGCUAAUGUGGAAUAAGUCUCUGUAAAGCCCUGUUUGUUUGAAGUGCAUUGUUUGAGAUGCACCUGUUUUAUUUGUAUAGUAAAGGGAAGAAGGUUUUGGUUGGUAAAUACACAGCUCAGGGUGAGACUGCCAUACAACAGGGUGAUGAAUGAGAUCGUAAGAUGCUGGAAGCCUUAAACAAAACAGGAAGUUUGGGAAACAUGCAGGGUCAGUGAGUUUCUACAAGGAGAAAUACUCAUGGUUCAACCCUUUGUUAGAAAAGGGUUAUACCCAAUUAUUUUUUUCUCCUUUCCCUGGUAUUUCCAGCAGUUUCUGUUUUUUUACGCCAAAAAGUCCUGGAUGUAUAAAGUGAGCAUAUUCCAGCUGCAAUCUCUGGGGAAAGGGGCUGAGUUCAGCGUGCGGUUGGGACUGGUUGAUACCGUCUGCUCUGCCGAAACUCUACUGCAUAGUUAACAUUGGGACUGAUCCCUGUCUUGUUCACUGUCACAUUAAUCUAUGUUGAAUGCUGUGUUGUGUGUGAUGUCAGUUUUCAUGUUAUGAAGACAGUCACAGAGCAGGAACUAAUCUUCACAGGCCCUCUGGGUGGGUCCUUCAGCUUUUGUUUGUGAACUGGGGGAUUGGGGAUUUGCUCAGCUUUUGAGCCUGGGUCUGGACCUGGCUCAUUCCUACUCUGGGGGAAUGCCAUUAACUCUUGGACAGCUCUGCUAUAUUUUGUUCUCCUUAUUUACUUGUGCACAGUACACUGGCUGUGGUCAGCCAGCUCGGAGUCAGUCCCCUGAACUGAGGAAGUUCUAAAUCCCCUGGUUUUAUUUUUUCCCUGUCCCCACACUACUGCUGAACAGUACCCCCCCCCCUCCACUCCUCCUCCUCUCCUCCCCCGCAACACAGCAUCCAUGUUGUGUGUGUGUGUGUGUAUAAGUGCAGGGACUCGGUGAAGACACCAUUGUGCAAAUAAUUUUAUUCAAUGCUUCCACCAUCAGGAAAAACACCCAUGUGACCAGGGAACUAGUAACAAGCAAAGUCCAAUAAGGACAAUGCUGAUAGCUCUGUUUUAUGACGUCUCAGCAGCCUGUGUGUCACCUCAUGGGUUUCUGCAAUCAAAUUCACAGUGUCAUCUGUGGGGACUGCCUUCCUGAGCCUUGGCUACUGAUGUACACUCUCUACCCCAGCAUCACCAAUACUCCCCAUUGAUACCUGCAAUAGCGCUCCGUCACUUCUCACUGAGCUGUUCUGUGUCUGUCUCCCCUCUUAAGUGUCUUGGUUGUGAAGUGGUUUGGACUUACUGAUGAGUUCCAGCCACAGCCUGCCUUGAUUUGGUGUGGUAGGCUUUACCUACAUCUUGAGGUGUUUUCUCCUACUCCUUGCCCUUAAGUUGCAUCUGUCUUUGCAUGAUUGACUUUCACUGUAUCUGGACUAUGGAGGACAGGGAGUGUUUUUAGACUCAGUAUGUUUCCAGCUUUCUCUGCAUGUUUGAGUCUGACUGUUUAUGUGGGGCAUGUCUCUGUCUUAACUCUCAUUGUGUGUGUGUGUCACCAUUUGGAGAAUCUGAGUUUUCCCUAUGGAAUUUUGCUUGUGCUCUGUCCUGGAAUAGGAACUGAAUAAAGCUCCCAGAGCAGCCCAUGGCAAUGGGACAAUAAAGUAGGACUUGAAGUCUGGAAGCAGAAGGGAGAAAGGAAAAGACUUGCGGGAGCCAGAGAGAGAAAACUGCAGCUCACCGACUUCCUCCAGCACCAAUGAAUGAAUCUGGAUAAAGUUUCCAUUCUGAAUGUUGCUGCCAUCUUUUGUACAUUUCACCUGUGUGAAUACUGAAAAAAUGCUGUAUUUUCUAUAAUGUUGUACUGUCAAUGUCUGAAAUUUCUUCACUCGAAUGAAACAGAAGUUGUGUGAAAGAAACUAUUUUUGAUUUUCUUACCAAAAAUAAUUCUAAUUAUACAUAUGUUCUAAUAAAUAAAAUGCAUCUCAAGUUUUAA